Messenger RNA from [Torrubiella] hemipterigena, 3925 nucleotides. The record is from the annotation of a GenBank genome assembly. Lineage: Eukaryota; Fungi; Ascomycota; Sordariomycetes; Hypocreales; Clavicipitaceae.
GCCCGUCGCCCAUUUGUCGGUGCGCUAGGCCCAACUGGUGUAGGCAUGGGAUAGCUCCAUCGCAAGACCAGAACCUCACGCGCGCCUUUGACAGAACAGGCGACGUGACACCCUUCCGCAACAGCCAAUCGAAAUGUUUAUUGCAUUUUUAUGGUAACAGAUAAGCCCUAAUCCAUUGCGUCUAUUACAUCAUCGCGCAUCGGUUAUUUGCGGCAGCCACCGAUCCUAAGUCGCCGACGGACCCCGAAAGUCUCUAUCACCGUCUCCGUCUCCAGACGCAGCAAGCAUCAUGUCUUACGAACCUCGAGGCGAUCAAGGCGACAGAGGAGGAGCGCAAGGUGGUGAUGGCGCAAUCAAAGUAAGAGGUCGACGUGAGUAAAGAACCUUCGUGCUGCCAUAGACAGCUAGCUAACCGCCAUCACUAUCGCAGGACCUGUCACAGACUAUAGCGCCACGAUCCUCCAUUGGCAGCGCGACAGAGUGCCCAAUUACAAGGGCUCAUACACUGGUGAAUAUGAGAGACCUAGCGCCAGUUAUAUUGUCGAUAUGCUGCCUCCCGUCGCUCGUCCCGCCUACCCAGCCGAUACGAUUCCUGUUAAGCAUCUACACUCCUCCCUAAACAAAAUUAAGCAUCCCGUCAACGUAGUCCGUUGGACUCCCGAAGGUCGUCGCCUGUUGACAGCCUCAACAAGCGGCGAGUUCACCCUGUGGAACGGCACCGGCUUCAACUUCGAAACAAUUAUGCAGGCGCACGACUCUGCGAUUCGCGCCCUCGAAUAUUCACAUAGCGACGAUUGGCUGAUUUCGGCUGACCACGACGGUCUCAUCAAAUACUGGCAGCCCAACUUUAACAACGUUCAGAGCAUCAACGCCCACGCAGACUCCAUUCGAGAUCUUGCCUUCAGCCCCAACGAUUCGAAAUUCGUAACAGCUUCUGACGAUGCCACGCUAAAGGUGUUUGACUUUGCCCUUGGUACAAUGGAAUCGAAGUUAGAGGGACACGGCUGGGAUGCCAAGUCGGUGGAUUGGCAUCCGACAAAGGGUCUCCUAGCGUCCGGUUCCAAGGAUCACUUGGUUAAACUUUGGGAUCCCAGGAGCGGUCGCUGCUUGACAACACUACAUGGCCAUAAGAGCACCAUUACCAAGGUCUUAUUUGAAAAGGUCCAAGGUAGCUGCCUGGCCACAUCGGCCAGAGACCAGACUGCCCGAGUCUUCGAUCUGCGCAUGAUGCGUGACAUCUGCCUGCUCAAGGGACACGAAAAGGACAUUUCCACAUUAACAUGGCAUCCUAUCCACGCAAAUCUCCUAUCUACUGGUGGCAUGGACGGUGCUCUCUUCCAUUAUCUCCUCGACUCCCCUAAUACUCCUGCUGGCCAGCCACUUACUGUUGCGCCUUACGACAGCCCUGAUCCUACCAAUACCCCGGCCCAGUCGAUUUGGCCCAUGCAUAAAAUCUCCUUUGCUCACGACUAUGCCAUCUGGUCGCUGGACUGGCACCCUCUCGGUCAUAUCCUAGCAUCAGGCUCCAAUGACCGUAUAACAAGAUUCUGGACCAGAGCUCGCCCCGGCGACACCGAGGUGUUCCAAGACCGAUACCACAUUGGCGAGGCUGCAGCGGAAGCCCAAGGCACAUGGGACCGCCGCGGUAACCGUCGCCAGCGCCAGGAGGAAGAGCAACAGGAGAUGGAAGAUGAGAUGGAGGCCCUUGUUGAUCAAGAUGCGCCAAAGCCACAAGUACCCGCCGGUCUGCCUGGCCUUCCAGGUCUAUCCGGCGUUCCUGGUAUUCCUGGUCUCCCUCUUGGUGCACCUGGUAUUCCAGUGCCUGGAAUUGGUGGUAUUCCUUUCCCGCCACCACCCAUCCCUGGUGUUGGUGCCAAUGGCGUUCUUGCGCCGCCGUUCCCAUUCCCAGGCUUGAAUGGCGCUCCUCCUCCACCGCUACCCGGCCUGGAUCCCAACAACCCUCCCAACCCAGCCCAGCUUCUCGAAAUCAUGAAGAAGGCAGGUAUUCCUUUACCUCCUCCGGGUGCCUUGCCGCCGGGUGGUCUACUCCCUGGUCUGAUCCCUCCGCCUGGGGGAGCCAACGGUAUGCCCUUCCCGCCACCACCUCCACCACCGCAGUCCGCGCCGAUGAGCCAUGGCGAUAGUAGUGACGCAGCACGUCGCCGUGCUCCCCUACCAAGUCAAGAAGAGAGCUUGCGGCAUGAACAACGGCAAGGAAAAUAUACCAAAAUACGAUAAGACGAUUUCGUACCCUAUUAGUGCCGAUACCUAGUGUUUUUGUAUGUAUUAUAGAAGCGUCUUGUCACGAUUAUGUAAAAGAAUAGAUGUUCAUUUUGUAUGGGAAAUUUAUGAUUCUAUUUGAUGCUAUUAAUAUUGUUACAUGCUCGUUGUGUGCAUAUCAUAUCGGUGUAACCGAUGAAACAAAAGUAAAUAGAGGAAAAGAAGAACGGCGCGCCUCGGCGCUGAAUUAUCGAACAAUAUGGUUCCACCUGCUCAAUGCACGAGUAUCUGUCCUAUAGUCAUACACCCUCAUUUACUCAGCCAGUAUAUGUCGAGUCAUUAGUUUCCUCCAGUAAUAGCCUUCUUAUCACCCUUGCCAAAGGCCUUCUGGCGAUCAGCAUAAUCUCGGAUGACAAGAGAGCAAGUGGUGUCAGAGCAGAGUCGUUUUCUUCGCUGAACAGGGAGCUUAGUGGCAAACUCGAGUCCAGAGGCUCGUUCAACAGCCUCAACGGGGACUUCAAAAUCGGUAAUAGGCUUAUCGUUGGAGAUGGGUGCGUUGGGAAGUACAAAGGCGCCAAUAGCGACGUUGCCUCCCGCACGGCCGUCCUCAGCAAAGAUGACCUUGUAAAAGUGCGUGGGUACGGCAACGGAUGGUGGGCUACCAAUCAUCUCGUACUUGACGUACCACUUGUUAUCGACGGGGUCCUUGCGGGGAAGGUAGAGGGGUCCGGUAACGAUGCGGACCGAAGGAUAUCGCUGCGUCAAGCGACGGCAAAAGUCCUCAAAAUGUGCCCAGUAGUCUCGGUUGAAGCCCUCGCCAACUUGAGGGCACAUGUUGCUGAGAUAAAAGGUGUCAUCCAUGGCCUUUUGGGACCACUUGGCGUCAGCGGCAGGAACCUGAUGGCCACGGUCGUAUCCGCUGCGGUAGUAGUCCUUGAGGAGGCCUCGGAACUUGGUCGGGAUGGCGUCGUCCUCGACAAAGUUGCUGUGUUUGCGGUCUGCGUCGCGCUUGGCAAGCGAGGCGGGGGUUAUGUGCUCGACAACCCACUGGGGGUUUCGCAUGCGGCGGUCAUAGCUCGAAAUAAGAGCUGAUCUGGCAGCAACGUCAGAGAUGGGGCCGGGGAAGCCAUAUUCGAAGAGACCAGCAGGGUCGACGGGGCUGGUGAGAGCGUUGGGGGCGGUAGGGGCGAAGACUUGGGUAGGAGGAAUGGCGGAGGAGACUCCAGUAGGAGCUUGAGCGGUAGUGGCAGUAGGUUGUCUGGCGAUUUCGGGCUUCUUGUCAGAGCGCAUUGAAAAAACGGCAGCCGUGAUGGCGGCGCCGCCUCCAGCGCUGAGGGCGGCAAUCAUGGCAAGAGAAGACUUUGACAUGAUGGGCUAAUAGGAAUGGCCGCACGGUGUGCUGGCUGUGGCGGUUAUAUAUAUGAAAAUCGAGAAUAAAGGGUAUGGAAAGCUGUGCUGCGAUGCGUGGCGGAAGAUCGUCAGGCGGCUGUCUGCGAGGUUCGAUGGCGAGGAACGUGGUCGAGCGUCUGUUCUGUUUGGCGAUGAUGCUGUGGCCACGAGGCAGAGAGCUAUCGUCCCGUGUGCAAGAUGGUCUGAUAGCGAGGGAAAAGGUACAGAUGCUGCGUCCACAGGGCUGACAAACGAUGCAAAGCUCAAGCGUGUCGUCGGGAGUCGGGGCGUGACUUUUGCUAGGUGGAGUCGCGCU